Molecule: messenger RNA, 1663 nt
Organism: Tigriopus californicus
Lineage: Eukaryota; Metazoa; Arthropoda; Copepoda; Harpacticoida; Harpacticidae
Gene: Mettl4
Product: N(6)-adenine-specific methyltransferase METTL4-like
Exons: 2
Coding region: 405-1589 (394 amino acids)
Cellular component (GO): RNA N6-methyladenosine methyltransferase complex; nucleus
Molecular function (GO): methyltransferase activity; nucleic acid binding
Source: RefSeq, a predicted model, not a curated record
ACUGUGUGUCUGACCCUUUCCCACUUUAGUGUGAGAAAUCACAUUUUGAAUAGUCCCACAAGUUUCGGCAUUAAACGCAUUAAAGGCAGACGUGUGGUUGACUGACCUAUUAUCUCACCGAUCAACAUACCAUUAUGCAUUACGAAAAACCUAUUCUUGCCAAUUUCUCAUAUGCUCCCAGUUAGUAGUUACUAAUGAACACCGCCACAAACGAUACUUUACGUCACCAAAGAGGUUGGAUGUGGCAUCUAGCCGCAAUGUGUCGAUUUUAUCUAUGGACGUAGAUUUUGCCUCCAUCCAGAUAACUACUAAUCGGUGGAGAAUAACGUUUAUCGAGUUCACAUCCCAUCCAUGAGAGUAUCAUGGCCAAUCCUGGCGUCACGCUUUCGUAACUGGGACAUAACAUGACGGAGAGCCUUCCAAGCGCGGUCAGAAAUGCCCGAUGUCGCUGUCCAAUCAAUCAGAUCUCGUCCAAGCUCUCCAAACUCUACCAUGUCCAAACCAUGGCCAUAGAAUACAGGGUCCCUCAGGGCUGGUUCCUCUCGCAUGAGAGAUUCCUCAAUCAAACCUACUCAGAGGUUGGCCUUUACUCAAGAGCCAUAUUCGACCUGAAAACUCCUUUUCGCAUGGACUUGGAAGCUCGGAAAUGGGCUCGAACCAUGGAACAAAAGGACCCGGAACAACGAACCCAGCAGACCCCAAGGCGCCGACGGAAGCCCUCGACCUUGAAUGCAGAGGAAAAGGAGAGAAACCUGCUUUUCUCGACGUUUCUAGACAGGUUGAAGGAGACUCAUUCGACACUUUUUGACAAGGAACCGAGCUCCUCGGUGAUUGAAGAGAAUAAUCGGGCAGUGCGCGACCUCGUGAAGGACCUGCCCAACUUUGAGGUCGAAAAGCCCCUCUCCAUGACCAACGACCAAGAUGCCUCGAAGAUUGUUCGAUUGGCUGACCGCAAGUACAUAUUGCCGCCGCGGUGUGAGCUCAUCCUGGAUGAUAUCUCCGCCAUUGCCCAUCUUCGGCGAGCAAAUCGAAAAUUCGAUAUCAUUCUAGCAGAUCCCCCUUGGGAGAACAGGCACAUCAAACGAAAAUCCGAGUAUGCCAUGAUGUCGAAUGAGGACUUGGCCCGUCUUCCCAUUCAGGACUUACUCCAUGAUCACGGGUACCUGAUCAUUUGGUGUACUCUCUCUCAGCGACAUCAAACAGAAUUGGAGGGUUGGUUGGAUCGAUGGGAUUGUGAGCUCUUGACCCGAUGGUUUUGGCUGAAAGUGACCAAAUGUGGCGAGCCCGUGAUCGACUUGGAAAAGGCUCACAAACGGCCUUAUGAGGUCAUUCUCAUCGCUCGGAAACGAACCAGUUCCAACCCGAUUCCCAGUCACUUUCGCAAGGAACUAAUCGUUUGCAGUGUCCCGAGUGGGCAUCAUUCGCAUAAACCGCCCUUGAGCCAAAUCCUGGAUGAGAUUCUGCCCACGAGCCCAUCCCGAAAAUGCCUAGAACUAUUCGGACGUUAUUUAGUUCCGCAUUGGACCACACUGGGAAAUGAGUGCAUAAAGUUUCAAGACAUAGAUUAUCUCUUUUAUUCUCGUGUUUGAUGGCGAUUUGUGCCAUUUUCUGGACGACUAAACACUAUUAAUAAGGAUUGUGUACAGAAUGUACAAACAACAAA